Bipolaris sorokiniana ND90Pr is the source of this 904-nucleotide messenger RNA. RefSeq lists its product as uncharacterized. NCBI's taxonomy places the organism in Eukaryota, Fungi, Ascomycota, Dothideomycetes, Pleosporales, Pleosporaceae. Gene Ontology annotation, biological process: actin filament depolymerization; cell motility; actin filament severing. The transcript has 5 exons. Gene Ontology annotation, cellular component: cytoplasm; actin cytoskeleton; actin cortical patch. Bases 231 to 686 code for a protein of 151 amino acids. Gene Ontology annotation, molecular function: actin filament binding. The record is from RefSeq and is a predicted model, not a curated record.
GCGCGGCGUAGGCAAAUAAACCGGUCGAGGAGUGACCCCACUAGGUACGUCGCUUGGAAAAUAACCCCACUACUUGCCUCAUCAGCCUCAGCAACACCGCUCCUCCACCUCCGCCCUCCCUCCCGCAAACACGCCAUCCACAACAAUCAGUCUUCUCCAUUGACUACUGAUAAAGCUGCCUAGUGUCUUGAACCUCCCUUUCGCAUCCUCGACACUUCACACACAACAUCAUGGCUCAAUCCGGUGUCUCCGUCUCGCCCGAGUGCAUUAGCACCUUCAACGAGCUCAAGCUCGGCAAGGAUAUCAAGUGGAUCAUCUACAAGAUCAGCGACGACUGGAAGGAGAUUGUCGUUGAGGAGACUUCCAAGGAGGCCAACUUUGACGUAUUCCGCGAGAAGCUUCUCAACGCCAAGAGCAAGGACCGCAAGGGCAAGGAGGGCAUUGGCGGUCGCUAUGCCGUCUUUGAUGUUGAAUACGAUCUUGAAAGUGGUGAGGGAUCAAGGAGCAAGAUCACCUUUAUCAGCUGGACGCCCGAUGAUGCGCCACAAUACCCCCGCAUGAUGUACUCGUCCUCUAAGGAAGCCAUCAAGCGCUCUCUCAACGGUCUCGCUGCCGACAUCCAAGCCAACGAUGCCGACGAUCUCGAGUUUGAGAACAUCAAGAGCCGUGUCUCCAAGGGCCGCUAAGGGCCUCUUCGUCUAGCCAGUCACAUUGGACCUGCGCAACCCACCACGCGAGGACACCGUGAGCUGGAAUGGCACGAAGAUAUAAAGUCGAGUGAUUAAUUUGGUAGCGUGUCAUGUCAUAGCGACUUUUCAGCAACGGAAUGAAAAUGAUUAAAGCGACGAUUUGCGCGCAGUAGCAUUGCUGGGCUUUGUUUCGAAUGGUUAGGCGUGGUAUGCUU